Messenger RNA from Symbiodinium sp. CCMP2592, 1101 nucleotides. NCBI's taxonomy places the organism in Eukaryota, Dinophyceae, Suessiales, Symbiodiniaceae. The record is from the annotation of a GenBank genome assembly.
AUGAAAGAUUCGCGAUCCAGCUCCUACGUAAUUCGCGAAGCGAUCUUGAAGUUCUACGACGACAAGAAAUUAUGGCCACGUGGGAUUACUUCUGCUAUGGAGUGUAUUCAGGUUUUGGAUCGCUUGCCUUCGGCCCUGGCACCUGCACCAGUUCCGCUCAUCACCGAGCAGUAUGCGAAGGCAAUGAAGGACUGUGCUGAUGAUGAUGAUGAUGAUGAUGAAUGCGAUGAAGAGGCCAAUGUGGCCUCCGCCUCUGAGCUGAAAGAUGCUGUUGAGGAUAAGUCGAUGUGCACCCCCCCGAAGCAGCCAGCUGGAUAUCGCUUCAAAGUGGAGAUCGUGAACAAGGAAGCAAAGCGUAAAGCUAAGAAUCCCACGAGCAAGAAGCCCGAAAAGGCCGCUAGCGAUCCCGAAGCUCCUGACCAUCACUAUGGUGAUUACUUGCCGAAAGACUUCUGCAAGAAGGGAAAGGAAUUUAGGGACAGGGCUAAGGCUGACGGCCAUAGUCCGAAAGAGGCCCUCCGAAUGUGGAUGGAGAGCGAAGAACGAGCAUCGAUUCUGGCAGAUGUUCCGCUCAACGAGCUUAAAAGACGGAAAUUCGUCCCUAAGGGAUGUGAUCAGAAUCCUUUCGCUCGCAAUGCGCGCCUUCGUGGAGCUUCUGUGGAUAUCGUGAAUGAUCAGGUGCUAAUGGACCUGCUCACGCCGGAUUUGAUUGAUACGAUCACGGAGAAGGCGGGCUUCAUGUCGAGGGAGGAAAUGGGUCAGUUUAUGCAGAAGACGGCUGUGCAUUUUGUCGACAUCCAUGGUGUGAAGCGCCACACGGGCAAGCCCAAAGCGCUCCAAAAGUCCCAGGAGUACACCAAAGAGUUCGGAGACUUCCUGGCGAAGUAUUUCGUCGAUGUGAUGCAGGCUGAAAUGCCCAAUAUUAUCGGCUACCUCAAUGCCAAGCAUGUGCAGCCUCCAGGGCAAUGGGAAACCUGGCCGGGGAGGAGUUUAAGGCUUUCACGUUGGUCUGGUUCGAUUUCGCAAUCUCUCUCGAUCUCUCUCUCUCUCUCUCGAUCCCUCUCUAUAUCUCUAGAAACCGAGCUUUGUCUCUCUCUUUAA